Messenger RNA from Trichoderma citrinoviride, 1689 nucleotides. Its product is annotated as basic-leucine zipper transcription factor. Gene Ontology annotation, molecular function: DNA-binding transcription factor activity. Lineage: Eukaryota; Fungi; Ascomycota; Sordariomycetes; Hypocreales; Hypocreaceae. The transcript has 4 exons. The coding region runs from base 1 to 1689 and encodes 562 amino acids. The record is from RefSeq and is a predicted model, not a curated record. Gene Ontology annotation, biological process: regulation of DNA-templated transcription.
AUGUCCUUUUCAACUACAAUCUGGGAUUAUCCCUCUCCCUCCUCGACCACGCCCCCAGUCACCUCAGCGUGUACUUCCUCCACCUCAGUGGCAUCACCCUCAGCUUCGCCGCCAGACACAACGUUCCAAGUUCAGUCUCAACCUCUAUCUUCGGAAUCGACACCAAAGGUCUCGACCCCUCCUGGGACGGUUGACCCGGCAGACAUUACGACGACUCCUGCUCCGACAAGCAAGAAGAAGAAGAAGAAGGCGUUGAUGCCGGUUAACCACGGCCCGCUUCGGGAAGAAGACGACUGGACCAAGGUCAAGGACCCCAAGGAGAAGAAGAGAAUACAGAACCGGGUUGCACAAAGGACAUACCGCCACCGCAUGAAAGCACGCCUGGGCGAGCUGCAAGCCCGACUGGAUAGCCACGAACGGAGUCAGACCCAGCAGACAACACCAGACAACGGUGACUCCCCUACCACCACUGAACUCGUUCGAGGCUUUACAGCCAUCAAUCAGAUGUCUGGCAUCGAAUCUCCAUCAUCCCCCAACGCUCAGGAUAAGGCCACCAUGAUUCAAGUGCCUACAAUGCAGCAGCCUGCCAUGUUUGAGCAGCCUAGCGAUGGAACUGAGCUCAUGUUCUCACAGAUGCCUCGCAACACUCUUGGCAGCCCGCAGCACACACAGUCGUCUCCCGAAGCCCACGGUCUGCUGUCUCCACCAGGUCAUACCCUUGGUGAUCGGGGUUCCAAAGUUCCCCAGGACUUCGUACUCGACUGCUUGCGUUUCCAGACGCACUUGCUAAAUCGCCUCAACAGUCUGCAGCAAGAAACCAGCUUCAACCCCUCCUACACACCCAGCAAUGGGGUAGCACCACAAGGUCCAGACGGCGUGACCCAGGCUGAGCAAGUGUCCUGCGCUGACGCAUUCUCUCCCACUCACGUGGAAUCUAUGGAGUUCUCAUUUGAUUCCAGCAUGGAUCCGUGGAAGAAUGACAGCAUGUCCAAAACACGGUCCACGCAUACAGCUACCAGUUCCAUUUCCUUCCCAGGACUUACUGCUGCUACAACCCCCAGCGCAGUUCUGGGCAGCCCCAUCAUGACGGACUCAAGCCAGAACCUGCGGCCUGCAUCUCAGCCAAGCACUCAGCACACCUCUCUGGGCGACAGCAUUGAGAGCAUCCUGGAGAAUGUCCAGGCAGCUGGUUUUGACAGCUUCGACGCCCUUGUCUCGGCCUACUACUGCGAUACUUUUGCUGAGGCGUCUCCCCUAGCCAAUGAGCAGCGUCUGAGUCGCAACAGGCGGCUUCCCAAGGUCAUUGACGACGUGUUCCGAGCUACCAAGGGAUGGAGCUCGUGGGAGCGCCGUGGCUUUCAGGAGGAGAUUCUCAAAACCGCCGAGUCUAUGCUCACAUCAGAAGGCGCUGGCGCACGAUCUUCCUUGAUGGCCAAAAUUACACCUCUGCUUGAGUCGCACGACCCAUCCAAUCCGGCGGCCACAACAGAAGCACUUGUCAACCUAAAGCGAUCCAUUCAAAACGAGCUGCCCAACUCGUGGGCCCUGACAAUGGCUCUCGCUGCUGAUUCCCGGAACUCAUGGCAGAGAGACCGUUCGAAUACGGCACUGGCGACGACUCUUCUCGUCAACUUUGCAGGCCGGAUACCCAACGAUCAGCUGCUGCAGAUUCUCGGUGCAUGUCUCUGA